UUGAUUCUGUAAAAUUAAAAACAAUCAUUCAUGAGAAUAUUAUUUAUCUAUAAAUUAAUUAUUUAUAAAAAGGGGUAACUUCCAUAUUUGACAUAAUAUUGCGUAUUCUGACAGAUAUCUUUUGUGUUACAAGACAAUAAUAGCAGACAAUAUGCAUGAAAGCAUAGAUGACAUAUGUAAAGCUAUUGAUGAAAAUUUAUUGCGUAAUUUGGAGUUAAUGCAAGAGAAAAUUGAUGUCAAUGUACAAAUGGAGAAAAUACUGCGUGAUGGUUAUAUUGAAUUAGCUAAGGCAAAGUAUAUACGAGGAAAGGAAAGCAUAAGCGUUUUACAGGUUCCUAUUGAAGAUGAAAGAGUAAUCACACUCUUUGAAUUAGAGACAAAAUUAACUGAGGAAACUGGUAAAAUAGUUCCAAAUUUUGACAUAAGCUUGAAGAAGUCAGAUAAUUAUGGAGAUGAGAUUCAAGAUCCUAUAAAAUGGUUUGGAGUAUUGGUUCCACAGAGUUUAAGAAUUGCGCAAAAACGUUUUCAAGAAUCUCUUUAUCUUGUUGUAAGAGCAGCAAAUAUACAAGCAGAAAUUACUUCUGUAGUAGACAAAUUACAAUCUUUAUAUUUUUUAAAACACACUUCUUGCUCAACAAAUGACCCUAAAAAUUCUGUCAUUUUGUCUUGUUAGGUUAUUUUAUUAGCUAUAUUUUUAUUAAAAAAAAUUAUUUGUAAUUGUAAAUGUAUCUUUGUACUAGUAAAAUUUAUGUCAAAGUAAAAUUAAUAAAAAUUAAAUAAAUUAAUAAAAAUAUAUACGAUUGAUCUGAUGCCUAAUACGGUU
This is a messenger RNA of Frieseomelitta varia, 823 nucleotides long. Its product is annotated as coiled-coil domain-containing protein 115-like. The transcript is spliced from 2 exons. Gene Ontology annotation, cellular component: extrinsic component of endoplasmic reticulum membrane. NCBI's taxonomy places the organism in Eukaryota, Metazoa, Arthropoda, Insecta, Hymenoptera, Apidae. The record is from RefSeq and is a predicted model, not a curated record. Gene Ontology annotation, biological process: vacuolar proton-transporting V-type ATPase complex assembly. The coding region runs from base 152 to 673 and encodes 173 amino acids.